GGGAGUGGAAGUUAACUGAGAGAUAAGUGACACGGUAGCCUCUGAGUUUUGGUCAAACAUAUGGGUAUUGUCUAACAGCUGAGCACAAGAGUACUAAUCACCUGUUGGACGAAGAUCAGGUUUCUUGUUUUGGUGGCACCAUGAGUUGGAACUUCUUGACUAGCUUGCUUGAUGAGAUCUCCCACCAUUCCACUUUUGUGGGAAAGAUUUGGCUCACACUCCUCAUUAUCUUCCGAAUUGUUCUGACAGUGGUGGGCGGUGAGAAAAUCUAUCAAGAUGAACAGGAAAAGUUUGUAUGCAAUACUGCACAACCCGGUUGUAAUAAUGUAUGCUAUGAUGCAUUUGCCCCUCUAUCACACAUCCGAUUCUGGGUUUUUCAAAUCAUUAUGAUCACCGCACCGUCCAUUAUAUACCUCGGCUUUGCCAUGCACAAAAUUGCUCGAAUGGCUGAUGACGAAUACCGACCACGUAAGCACAAACUUUCUAUGGUUCAUCGAGGACUGAGUCGUGGCUAUGACGAGGCUGAUGAAGUUCCCAUGAUCUUGGAGGAGAUUGUGCCCUCUGAAAAGGAUAGUAAAGCGGUAGCUGCAGCCAAGUCUACUCCUGCAUCCAAUGCUACGUCUACGAAGCAUGACGGCCGUCGUCGCAUCAAGAAAGAUGGUCUUAUGAAGGUGUAUGUGCUACAGUUGAUCUCUCGUGUAGCGUUUGAGAUGGCCUUCCUUUUUGGCCAGUAUGUUUUGUAUGGUUUUGAAGUUGCGCCAUCCUACAUUUGCACCCAAAGCCCAUGCCCACACACCGUGGACUGCUUUGUCUCACGUCCCACUGAAAAGACCAUCUUCCUGGUCCUCAUGUAUGUUGUCAGUAUACUCUGCCUGGUGCUGACUGUGCUGGAAAUCCUUCAUCUGGCAAUUGGUGGUGUGAGGGACACUCUCCGUAGUCGAUCGGCUCGGAGGCUUCCCAUUCACAGGUCAUCCACUAUCUGUCACCGCCCUGCUAGUGCACCCCCGAGAUAUCAGGCUGUCCUGAAAAAGGAGUCCACUAGCAAGCUUAAGGCUGAGGUCCUGGGAGAGUCGGGACGGGAGUCAUUUGGUGAUGACAACACUGGUCGUGAUAUAGAGCGUCUACGGAGACACCUGAAAAUGGCACAGCGACAUCUGGAACAGGCCUACCACUCUGAGGAUGUAGGGGCUUCACAUAGCAGCGGUCCAGACUCUAACAGCGCUGCCGUUGAGCAAAACCGACUCAACCUAGCUCAGGAGAGCUAUGUCAGCUCUAAGGAAAAAGAGGGUCAUGCUUGAAGAGACUAAUGCCUUUCCAUCAAACAAACCAACUCCAGGCUGAGAUGCAAAUUUUGGUGGGCAGUCGUUGACAAGAUUUUGUGUGUUUUUCCUGUUCAUCUGGCAUUGAAUGGAUAAACUCAAAGCUCAGAAACAAAAAAUGGAGAGCAAUUAUUGACAAGAUUUUGUGUGCUCCUCUAAAUGCAUAUCAGAAGAAGUGUUACUUUGAGUAUUAAAACCAUAGCUAUGAAUAGAAAAUUUAGUACAACCACAUUUGCAGUUUUGUGCCAAGUCAUUUGUCACUCGGAUGUUCUGCACUUUUAUGUCUUUAUAAUUGCUUGAAAAAUAGUGAAAUGGCUUUGUUUUAUAAGUACACGUUGUUAACAAAGUUGAAAGCACAUUGUCAGUAAUUGUAAAAUGUAUUUCAUGUGUAUUUAUUCAUCUUUGUACUGAUCUCCAGUAGGGAAUAAUAAUAACUUUUAUUUUUGUAAACAAUAAACUCUUUAAAUAUU
Messenger RNA from Sinocyclocheilus grahami, 1789 nucleotides. Its product is annotated as gap junction gamma-1 protein-like. Gene Ontology annotation, biological process: cell-cell signaling. Bases 141 to 1298 code for a protein of 385 amino acids. Gene Ontology annotation, molecular function: gap junction channel activity. Lineage: Eukaryota; Metazoa; Chordata; Actinopteri; Cypriniformes; Cyprinidae. The record is from RefSeq and is a predicted model, not a curated record. Gene Ontology annotation, cellular component: connexin complex. The transcript is spliced from 3 exons.